Molecule: messenger RNA, 1993 nt
Organism: Suncus etruscus (white-toothed pygmy shrew)
Lineage: Eukaryota; Metazoa; Chordata; Mammalia; Eulipotyphla; Soricidae
Gene: ZNF329
Product: zinc finger protein 329
Exons: 3
Coding region: 198-1676 (492 amino acids)
Biological process (GO): regulation of transcription by RNA polymerase II
Cellular component (GO): nucleus
Molecular function (GO): RNA polymerase II cis-regulatory region sequence-specific DNA binding; DNA-binding transcription activator activity, RNA polymerase II-specific
Source: RefSeq, a predicted model, not a curated record
CCUCGCCCCGGUUUGACCAAUGGGAGCCGUUCGCUUCUGUUGGUGGGCGUGUCCUCCGCCGGCUCAACCAAUGUUAUACCUGGUGGUGCUCAGAAGUUACUCCUUGCUUGGCUUUCAGAAAUUAUUGCUGGCAGCAAGGACACAAGAUUGGAAAUGACAGCUCAGGAUUUUCCUAAGAAGUUUCUCAUCACAAGAAAAUGGAUGGAUUUAAGGGAGAAGGUUUACAUUUCUCCAUUCUAGGUGACAGCUGGCACUAUAAGGACCAAGAGCGACAUUUGAAGCCAUCCUUUUUAAGUGAAGAAAACCCAGAUAUUCAGAAAGCUACGUGUGCAUACCCUGGACUUGGGGAGCAUUUCAUUGCAAGCUCAGACUUUGAAACAAACAGUUUUCAUAUAUAUGACUCAGAUGUCCAAAGUUUAGAUUAUGACCAAAUCUUGCAUACUUUUCAGAAAAGUUAUGCAUCUAUGAGAACUGGUGACAAUGACAACUGUGAAAAAACCUUCAAUCAUUCUACAGAACUUAUUCAACUUGGAAGAAAUCAAACAAGAGAGAAACCUUGUAAAUACUCUGAAAGUGUUAAAUCUUUCCAUCAUUUUGCCUCUCUUGGUGAACAAAAAAUAAUUAAAAGAGGGAAGAGAUUUUAUGAAGACUUUGGAAAUAUCUUUACCUUUAGUUCAUCUCUUAAUGAAAACAGAAGGAAUCACUCUGGAGAGAAACUAUAUAGAUGUACUGAAUGUGGUAAAUGCUUCAAACGUAAUUCUUCCCUUGUUUUGCACCAUCGAACUCACACCGGAGAGAAGCCUUAUUCUUGUAAUGAGUGUGGAAAAUCCUUCUCCAAGAACUAUAACCUAGUUGUACAUCAAAGAAUUCAUACAGGAGAGAAACCUUAUAAAUGCAGUAAAUGUGGGAAAGCCUUUAGUGAUGGCUCUGCUCUGACACAGCACCAGAGAAUUCACACUGGGGAAAAACCUUAUGAAUGUCUAGAUUGUGGAAAAACGUUUAACCGAAAUUCAUCCCUGAUUUUGCAUCAAAGAACUCACACAGGGGAAAAACCAUUUAGAUGUAAUGAGUGUGGGAAACCUUUCACUGAUAUAUCCCACCUUACUGUGCAUAUCAGAAUUCAUACUGGAGAAAAACCUUAUGAAUGUAGCAAAUGUGGCAAGGCUUUUCGAGAUGGUUCAUACCUCACCCAGCAUGAAAAGACUCACACUGGAGAAAAGCCCUUUGAAUGUGUGGAGUGCGGGAAAUCCUUCAAUCGUAACUCUCACCUCAUUGUGCAUCAAAAAAUACAUACUGGAGAGAAGCCCUAUGAGUGUAAGGAAUGUGGAAAAUCUUUUAUUGAGAGUGCUUACCUUAUCAGGCACCAGAGAAUUCAUACUGGUGAGAAGCCCUAUGGUUGUAACCAGUGUCAGAAGCUUUUUAGGAAUGUUGCUGGUCUCAUCCGGCACAAGAGAACUCAUACUGGUGAGAAGCCUUAUGCAUGUAAUCAGUGUGGCAAAGCUUUCAGGGACAACUCCUGCCUGACCAAGCACCAGAGAAUUCAUACUAAGGAGACCCCAUAUCAGUGUCCAGAAUGUGGAAAAUCAUUUAAGCAGAACUCUCAUCUGGCAGUACAUCUGAAACUUCAUAGCAGGGAAGAUUCCAGCCAGUGUCUGCAACGUGGAAAAACAUUUUGAAAGAGCUCAUCCCUCAUCCGACAUCAAAGAGUACAUCCUGGAGAGCAACUCCUAGAGACAGAAUAAAUGUGGACUUCACUCAUCUCUCACCUUGAUUUCAUCGAGCAAUGUAUUCAGAAAGACUUCUCCCUGAUGGUUAGAAAAGUCCACUGAGCUGGUGAAUGUGAAGGCAUUCCUUAGCUACACUUUUAAGUCUGUACAUUUGGGAACUCCUAGAGAUGUACAUGAUAGUAAAUAUGGGGGAAACUCUAGUAAUGAUUGAGUCUGUAGCAAACAAUAGCACAUACACUGGAUUAAAACCUAUGAAUGUCAAGAAA